Armigeres subalbatus is the source of this 2012-nucleotide messenger RNA. Its product is annotated as hrp65 protein-like. Gene Ontology annotation, cellular component: nucleus. Gene Ontology annotation, molecular function: RNA binding. Gene Ontology annotation, biological process: regulation of DNA-templated transcription. The record is from RefSeq and is a predicted model, not a curated record. Lineage: Eukaryota; Metazoa; Arthropoda; Insecta; Diptera; Culicidae. The transcript has 4 exons. Bases 261 to 1526 code for a protein of 421 amino acids.
GUCUAUGGUCCAAUGCACCGAGUUCAUCAUUGACGUUUGAGCGGUGCGCUGUUUACUUAGAAUGAAUACUUUUUCAUUCAUCGAGUUCAUGCAAGUGUUCAUUUUUAGUAAACAGCGCCCGCCUCAAACGUCAAUGUGUUCAUCGGUGCGAAUAUUGAAUUCAAAUUUUGGGUUGAUUUAUUUGUCCGUGUACCGUGCCCGGUUCGAUUUUUUCUGUCCCCUCGUAAAUUUUUUCGUCCGGUUCACAAUUUACGAUCGCAAUGGAUGUUGUGAAGCCAGUGUUUAGUGAUAAACAUCAACAAGGUGACGGCGGCAGCAAUGGCCGAAGUGGAAACCUGAAUAACCUUCGAAGCUCUAAACAGCAGCAGCAGAGAGUAGUAAAUAAGCAAAACAGAAAUCAAAAUAAAAAUCUUGGCGGAAAUCAAAACCAGCAAAAGCGCGAUGGCACUCGAGGAAACCAUCGAAAUAUCGACGACGACAAGGACCAAGUUUUUAAGCGCCGCCGCAGUGGUCCCGGGGAGGAAUUUUUCAUUAACAAAAAGCUACGUAUGCUCCAAGGACCGCUGACUGACAUUUCUCCCAUUGAAACUGAGGAAAACAAAUUCUUCGGCCGUAAUCGUCUGUUCAUAGGCAAUCUUACCAACGAUGCUACAGAAGAUGAGCUUAUUGAACUGUUUAGACCGUUCGGUGACAUAAGUGAAAUCUUUAUGAAUAAAGACAAGAAUUACGCCUUUGUGCGCGUAGAUUAUUUCUCUAAUGCCGUGAAGGCCAAACGGGAGCUUGAAGGAACCUUGCACAAGAACCGCAUGCUUCGAUUGCGCUUUGCUCCAAGUGCUACUAUUAUUCGCGUUCGCAAUCUAACUCCAUGGGUCAGCGACGAGUUGCUGUUCAAGUCUUUUGAGGUGUUUGGCUCCGUAGAACGUGCUUUCGUGCAUGUUGAUGAGCGUGGAAAAUCAACUGGUAAAGGUAUCGUCGAAUUCAAGAACAAACCUGCAGCCUUGGUCGCUUUAAGGUAUUGCACGGAUAAAUGUUAUUUCUUGACGGCAUCCCUACGACCAGUCAUUGUUGAACCCUACACCUAUAAGGAUGACUCUGUUCCGGAGAAAUCCAUGAAUAAGAAACAUCCGGAUUUUUAUAAGGCCAGACAGAAAGGACCGCGCUUUGCGGAGUAUAGCUCCUUUGAGCAUGAGUACGGCCAGCGCUGGAAGCAGUUGUACGAAUUGUACAGGCAGAAAGCAGAAGCAUUGAAGCGCGAAAUGAUAAUGGAAGAGGAAAAAUUAGAAGCUCAGAUAGAAUUCGCCCGUUACGAGCACGAAACCGAGCAACUUCGAGAAGAAUUACGUAAGCGGGAGCGGAACCGUGACCGUCAGAAGGCCGACUUGAAAACAAAGAUACGGAUCGCUUCUGAAGAUAAACGACGUAAAGAUAUGCAGAUGAAACCAGAUGUCCAAACAGGGCACUGCACUGAUUAUGAUCUCCAGCGUAUUCGAAAGAAAAGCAACGUUUUUAUGCCGGUUUGUAAUUAAAAUAAAGUUAGCACGGCGACUUAUUUUUUUUAAUAGUUAGAUUUAAUAACAUUAUUGUUCUCACAACAGAAUCAGAAUUCAGCUUUCCGCGAGCGGUAACGGCCCCCAGCUUGCCUGUGGGCUAGUCUUUGUUUUGACGUUUUUGGAGAUCAACUGCACCCACCGUUCCGAGCAUUCUUAUCAAUGUGGUAUAUAAGAAGGCUUGAAUUCACUUCAUCAGCACCUUCUUAUAUGCUACAUGGGUCAGAAUACUUGGAAUAUAUACACAUGGGUCAGAAUAUACCGCUCGUGCGGUGGGUAAGGUUUGUUGAAUUGCUACGAUAUUUGUGCACUUGCAUCCUUUUGCUGGAGUUUUGGCCCACGCUCCCCUCACCAUAGAUGCAUAAAGUGAAAACAAUAGAAAACCGUAAAUGUAUUUAUUUUACAUCCAAUCGGUUACCAAUAAACAGCGGUUUUAUUGACGGGAAAUUGUAUCUUUUAUUUCUG